This is a messenger RNA of Diaporthe amygdali, 1251 nucleotides long. RefSeq lists its product as uncharacterized. NCBI's taxonomy places the organism in Eukaryota, Fungi, Ascomycota, Sordariomycetes, Diaporthales, Diaporthaceae. Gene Ontology annotation, cellular component: membrane. The transcript has 10 exons. Gene Ontology annotation, molecular function: antiporter activity; xenobiotic transmembrane transporter activity. The record is from RefSeq and is a predicted model, not a curated record. Bases 1 to 1251 code for a protein of 416 amino acids. Gene Ontology annotation, biological process: transmembrane transport.
AUGGCUUCGAAUAGAACAUCGUCUGCUGAAGGCACUGGUGAUAGGUCUUGCGUCACAGCAGACGAGACCACUUCCCUGUUAACGAGCAACAGUCACGCGGUGGCGUCAAAAGCCGACCUUGGCCGUGAAGUCUGGAUCUUGUUUCGGUCUGCAUUGCCAAGCAAAGAUGAACGGCCCAUCGCGCGCCUACCUCGGGUACUUGCUACAAAAUGCUCUGCAGCUCGCGACUAUUGCAAUUAUAGGGCGACUAGUGUGUCCCUAAGCAAUUUUUGGCUCUACGCGGGAAUACUGAGACUCGCGCAGGGCCCUCUUCAACUGUCCAUUGCGGCUUCCGGGUUCAUGAUCGCUACUUGUACAGCAUGGCUACUGGCUGUUGGGGGCACUACUGCCUUGGUCGUUGUGUUGUGGUGCUCGAUUGGACCGAUUCUAGCAUUCUGUGGCCAAUCCGAUGAGCUGGCUUAUGGUACACAAUCGUUCUUGCGAUGCCUUUCCCCAUUUGGCCUGGGCUACGUGUACUUCGAGACAUUGAAGAAGUACCUACAAUGCCAAAUGUUUCAGCACCUUAUUCCAUUCGUUCGAUUGGUCAUAUACGGCUUGCUCAUGGUUGGAGCUGAAUGGUGGGCAUUCGAGCUCAUCGCCAUUGCUGCUGGAGCUCUAGGAGAUCAAGAGAUCGCCGCGCAAUCAAUUCUGAUGACUGUCGACUCUAUCCUAGCCUUAGUACCAUUUGGACUCGGUGUCGCAUCAACGAAUCGGGUGGGCAGCCUUCUGGGGCAGAGACAGCUACAGCAAGCGCGUACUGCGACUCGGGCUUCGUCGCUACUUGCCACUGCCUACGGCUCCCUCUCGAUGAUAACCCUAAUAUCAUUGCGAGGACCGAUUGCGGGCUUCUUUACCAACGACAGAAAAGUCAUCAUGCUUGCCGUCUCGGUCUUCCCUUGGGGUGCUGCCUUUCAAAUAUUUGACUCUUUGCAAGCUGCAAAUUCAGGUUGUUUGCGUGCCCUCGGCCGUGCUGACAUUGGAGCUACAUUCAACUUGAUUGCCUACUACGCAAUCGCGAUUCCCGUGGGUCUCACUACCGGAUUCUGGUUGAAUUGGGGACUGCACGGUCUCUGGCUCGGUCUUACUAUUGCCCUCGCCUGCGUAGGCCUCGGCGAGUUUUCGCUCCUGAACUUCGUACCUUGGGCGGGGUUCACCCAAUGCCGAGAAUCACAUGUAUCGGGGCAGGAGGAGGAAAGUCGGCGCACGCUAUGA